Molecule: messenger RNA, 2397 nt
Organism: Owenia fusiformis
Lineage: Eukaryota; Metazoa; Annelida; Polychaeta; Sabellida; Oweniidae
Source: the annotation of a GenBank genome assembly
AUGAAAUACCUAGAAGAUAGUCUAUCAAUGUUAAGAAAGAUUCAUCAUUGUGAUGCUCACCCAGAUGUUGCAAGGUCACUUAACAAUGUAGGUUUAGUGCAUAGACAACUAGGGGAAUAUACUAUUGCCAUGAAAUACCUAGAAGAUAGUCUAUCAAUGUUAAGAAAGAUUCAUGGUAGUGAUGCUCACCCAGAUGUUGCCAUGUCACUUAAUAAUGUAGGUGAAGUGCACAGUCGGCUAGGGAAGUAUACCACUGCCAGUGAAUAUUAUAAAGAUAAUCUAUCAAUGUUAAGAAAGAUUCAUGGAAAUGAUGCUCACCCAGAUGUUGCAAGGUCACUAAACAAUAUAGGUUCAGUGUAUGAUAGCAUGGGGGAGUAUACCACUGCCAUGAAAUAUUACAAAGAUAAUCUAUCAAUGUUAAGAAAGAUUCAUGGUAGUGAUGCUCACCCAGGUGUUGCAAGGUCACUGAACAAUAUAGGUUCAGUGUAUAAUAGCAUGGGGGAGCAUACAAUGGCCAGGAAAUACUAUGAAGAUAGUUUAUCAAUAUAUAGAGAGAUUCAUGGAAAUGAUGCUCACCCAGAUGUUGCAAAGUCACUGAACAAUAUAGGUUCAGUGUAUGAUAGCAUGGGGGAGUAUACCACUGCCAUGAAAUAUUACAAAGAUAAUCUAUCAAUGUUAAGAAAGAUUCAUGGUAGUGAUGCUCACCCAGAUGUUGCCAUGUCACUUAAUAAUGUAGCUGAAGUGCACAGUCGGCUAGGGAAGUAUACCACUGCCAUGAAAUAUUAUAAAGAUGAUCUAUCAAUGUUAAGAAAGAUUCAUGGUAGUGAUGCUCACCCAGGUGUUGCAAGGUCACUUAACAAUGUAGGUUUAGUGCAUAGACAACUAGGGGAAUAUACAACUGCCAUGAAAUACCUAGAAGAUAGUCUAUCAAUGUUAAGAAAGAUUCAUGGUAGUGAUGCUCACCCAGAUGUUGCAAUGUCACUUAAUAAUGUAGCUGAAGUGCACAGUCGGCUAGGGAAGUAUACCACUGCCAGUGAAUAUUAUAAAGAUAAUCUAUCAAUGUUAAGAAAGAUUCAUGGAAAUGAUGCUCACCCAGAUGUUGCAAGGUCAAUAAGCAAUAUAGGUUCAGUGUAUGAUAGCAUGGGGGAGCAUACAAUGGCCAGGAAAUACUAUGAAGAUACUUUAUCAAUAUAUAGAGAGAUUCAUGGAAAUGAUGCUCACCAAGAUGUUGCAAGGUCACUAAACAAUAUAGGUUCAGUGUAUAAUAGCAUGAGGGAGUAUACAAUGGCCAGGAAAUACUAUGAAGAUACUUUAUCAAUAUAUAGAGAGAUUCAUGGAAAUGAUGCUCACCAAGAUGUUGCAAGGUCACUAAACAAUAUAGGUUCAGUGUAUAAUAGCAUGAGGGAGUAUACAAUGGCCAGGAAAUACUAUGAAGAUAGUUUAUCAAUAUAUAGAGAUUCAUGGAAAUGAUGCUCACCCAGAUGUUGCAAGGUCACUAAACAAUAUAGGUUCAGUGUAUAAUAGCAUGAGGGAGUAUACCACUGCCAUGAAAUAUUACAAAGAUAAUCUAUCAAUGUUAAGAAAGAUUCAUGGUAGUGAUGCUCACCCAGGUGUUGCAAGGUCACUUAACAAUGUAGGUUUAGUGCAUAGACAACUAGGGGAAUAUACAACUGCCAUGAAAUACCUAGAAUAUAGUCUAUCAAUGUUAAGAAAGAUUCAUGGUAGUGAUGCUCACCCAGAUGUUGCAAGGUCACUUAAUAAUGUAGGUGAAGUGCACAGUUGGCUAGGGAAGUAUACCACUGCCAGUGAAUAUUAUAAAGAUAAUCUAUCAAUGUUAAGAAAGAUUCAUGUUAGCGAUGCUCACCCAGAUGUUGCAAGGUCACUUUACAAUGUAGGUUUAGUGCAUAGACAACUAGGGGAAUAUAAAACUGCCAUGAAAUACCUAGAAGAUAGUCUAUCAAUGUUAAGAAAGAUUCAUGGUAGUGAUGCUCACCCAGAUGUUGCCCUUUCACUCAACGAUAUUGGUGUAGUGUAUGAGUGCAUGGGGAAGUAUACAACUGCCAUGAAAUACCAUAAAGAUAGUCUAUCAAUGCGUAGAAAUAUUUAUGCUAGUAAUGCUCACCCAGAUGUUGCCAAUUCACUCAACAAUAUAGGUAAUGUGUAUAAUAACAUGGGGGAGUGUAAGACUGCCUAGAAGAUAGUCUAUCAAUGUUAAGAAAGAUUCAUGGAAAUGAUGCUCACCCAAAUGUUGCAAGGUCACUGAACACUAUUGGUAUAGUGUAUGAGAGCAUGGGGAAGUAUACCACUGCCAUGAAAUACCAUAAAGAUAGUCUAUCAAUGCGUAGAAAUAUUUAUGGUAGUAAUGCUCACCCAGAUGUUGCCAAUUCACUCAACAAU